Messenger RNA from Bombyx mandarina (wild silkworm), 1966 nucleotides. It is a transcript of the gene kn, whose product is annotated as EBF transcription factor knot. The record is from RefSeq and is a predicted model, not a curated record. Gene Ontology annotation, molecular function: DNA binding; DNA-binding transcription factor activity. Lineage: Eukaryota; Metazoa; Arthropoda; Insecta; Lepidoptera; Bombycidae. Gene Ontology annotation, biological process: regulation of DNA-templated transcription.
AUGUGUCUUAAAAAUAAUAUAAGUGGCGCCACCUGUGCUCUUGUUGUCGUCCUGCUCUUGAGGCGAGGGCGUGUCCCAAGGGCGCCUCCCACAGUCCGCGGGGACGGACGGGGGCGCUUCGAAGCCCGGGCACUCGGCGGCGCGCUCCCGCGACGCUUGUUAGUGUUCCGCAAAUUCACAGCGGGAUCGCCCGCACAACCGGGACGCAAUCCCCUAACGCACAUUCGGUCGGACGAGUUAAACGCGGCGGCGGGUGGGUACACGGGCUCGCCGUGGCCGCCGCUCGAGCUCGACCCCGUGGGAUGGGGUCGGAAACUAUAUCCAUCAGGAACGCCAAGAUCCUCAGGCGGACUGAUGUUCGGGCUCCACCACCAGGAGGCGGCUGGUGGUCUCCAUGCCCAACCUCGAGGACCCGUCACCUCUCUCAAAGAAGAACCGCUUACACGAGCAUGGAUGACUCCGAGUUCCCUAGUUGAUAAUACGAACGUGGGCGUUGGGCGUGCGCAUUUCGAGAAGCAACCGCCUAGCAACCUGCGCAAGAGCAACUUCUUCCAUUUCGUCGUAGCAUUGUACGAUCGCGCCGGGCAACCGGUCGAGAUUGAACGGACAGCGUUCAUAGGCUUCAUUGAAAAGGACCAGGAGCCUGAAGGUCAGAAAACAAAUAAUGGCAUACAAUAUAGACUGCAAUUACUUUACGCUAAUGGUAUUAGACAAGAACAGGAUAUUUUCGUCCGUCUCAUCGAUUCGGUAACGAAACAGCCGAUUGUUUAUGAAGGUCAAGAUAAGAAUCCAGAAAUGUGCAGGGUUUUACUCACGCAUGAGGUCAUGUGCAGUCGCUGCUGUGACAAGAAAAGUUGUGGUAACAGAAACGAAACACCUUCGGAUCCCGUCAUCAUCGACAGGUUUUUUCUCAAAUUCUUCCUGAAAUGCAACCAGAAUUGUUUGAAGAACGCUGGCAAUCCGAGAGACAUGAGAAGAUUUCAAGUAGUAAUAUCAACGCAAGUGAUGGUGGACGGGCCGUUGCUAGCGAUAUCGGACAACAUGUUUGUCCACAACAACAGCAAGCACGGCCGCAGAGCGAAAAGGCUCGAUCCCACUGAAGGUACUGACGCCGCGCCCGAGACUCACUCUGGCUUAUAUCCACCUUUGCCGGUCGCUACGCCGUGCAUCAAGGCCAUCUCGCCCAGCGAAGGCUGGACGUCAGGAGGUUCCACCGUGAUUAUAGUAGGAGACAACUUCUUCGACGGAUUGCAAGUCGUGUUCGGAACCAUGCUAGUCUGGAGUGAGUUAAUAACAUCACACGCGAUACGAGUUCAAACACCGCCAAGACACAUACCGGGGGUAGUUGAAGUGACAUUAUCAUACAAGAGCAAGCAAUUCUGUAAAGGAGCGCCCGGCAGAUUUGUUUAUGUUUCAGCACUCAACGAACCGACGAUAGAUUACGGAUUCCAGAGGCUACAGAAACUUAUACCGAGACAUCCCGGUGACCCGGAAAAACUGCCGAAGGAAAUCAUUCUAAAACGAGCGGCUGACUUAGCGGAAGCAUUGUAUUCGAUGCCAAGGAACAAUCAGCUUGGAUUAGGAGCGCCAAGGUCCCCUCCAGCCAGCAUGCCUUUUAACUCGUAUACUGGACAGUUGGCGGUCAGCGUGCAGGACACUGCGGCAUCGCAGUGGACCGAAGAAGAGUACGCGCGUAGUGGCGGCUCCGUUUCGCCGCGGUACUGCUCCGCCGCGUCUACCCCGCACGCCGCGCCCGCGUCCUACCCUCAUCCACAGCACUACCCCGCACCUCCCACCUCGCUAUUCAAUACUACCUCACGAAUGGGCGGUCUCGUCUCGUCUCCGUUCAGUAUGAAUCCGUUUUCCUUACCGACCUGCAGUUCCCAGCAGUACGCUCAGACAGCUCCACUAGCGUCCAAGUAAACUUUGGACAACUUCUUAAAAAGGUCCAACAAUGAGCAAUGGA